AUGGCAUCGACAGUCACUACCGGAACGGGCUCGCUCAUCUACGAACGGCGGGUGGCCCGGAUCCACAAGUACCACUGGCCGGCCGUGCAAUUGAACGUCUGGAUGCUCAUCAUGCUGAUCGCAUCGUGCACUAUCAUCGGUAUAUUCGCGACAUUCGUCGGCCAACAGCAGACGCUCGGCCUGUACAUUCCCUGGUACUUCCCUUACAUCAUCACGGUCGCGGGACUCACGAUAGUCUUCAUUGGCAUCCUUCUGUGGCUCAUAUCGCAACGCCGUCUGCUCCCAUCCAUCGUCAUACUGGGGGCCUUCAUGUUCUUCGUGCUGUGGAUGGUAGGGCUCAUUGUCGUCAGCAUAGAGCUCUGGGGCCCAACAGGCUCCGUCAAUUCAAAUUGCAACAUGCUCGUUUUCAGCAAAGACCCAAACAGCCUCGAUACCACAGGGAGACUGGCGUGGUUGGAGCAGAAGAGUAUCUGUCAAUCUUGGCAAGCUGCGUGGUCCUUUGCCCUGAUAGGCGUGUUGUUUCUGCUUUGGAUUGUCAUCAUGGCUAUUCAAGUCUUUUACGACUCAUGA
This is a messenger RNA of Neoarthrinium moseri, 570 nucleotides long. RefSeq lists its product as uncharacterized. The transcript is spliced from 3 exons. Bases 1 to 570 code for a protein of 189 amino acids. The record is from RefSeq and is a predicted model, not a curated record. Lineage: Eukaryota; Fungi; Ascomycota; Sordariomycetes; Amphisphaeriales; Apiosporaceae.